Messenger RNA from Exophiala viscosa, 1614 nucleotides. RefSeq names its product beta-lactamase. Bases 134 to 1378 code for a protein of 414 amino acids. The record is from RefSeq and is a predicted model, not a curated record. The transcript has 8 exons. Lineage: Eukaryota; Fungi; Ascomycota; Eurotiomycetes; Chaetothyriales; Herpotrichiellaceae.
ACCUCAAAUACCUUACCUUCUACCAUACCCCUCGCACACCCUCGUCAUAGUAACCGAGAAUACUUUGUGUGAAGCGAAGGACAUCUCAACAGCUGUGAACAACGACUUGUGUACUUACUCUUGACCAAUCAAAAUGGCCACCAUAUCAGCCGAAGCUGUUCCCAAGCUCAAAUCCCAAAUCGAAGAACUUACAUCUGACCCGGCAGGUGCUCCAGGCGUGGUCUUCAUCGCCGUCAACAAGGAAGGCCAAUCGAUUUUCGAACAUGCCUCAGGUAAAGUUGGCGUCGGCAAGAGCCAGUCAAUGACCAUGGACAACGUCUUCUGGAUCGCCAGUUGUACCAAAAUGAUUACUGGGAUUGCGUGUAUGCAGCUUGUCGAGCAGGGCAAACUGGCAUUAGACGACUCGGACUUGGUCGAGAAACUUGCACCGGAAUUGAAAGCAGUGCAAGUCUGGCAAGACGGCAAACUGGUGCCCAAGAAGAGAAGCAUCACUUUGCGCAUGUUGCUCUCACACACAGCCGGUUUCGGCUACGCCUUCUUCGACGACCGCCUGAACGACUGGGCCGGCCCCUUGGGUCUUGACGAGUUCUCCGGCUCGUACCACGACUACCUCACCCAACCGCUCGUCAAUCAGCCAGGCGAGGCAUGGGAAUACGGCGUCAACAUCGACUGGGCAGGCCAACUUGUAGAACGCGCCUCCGGACUCAAAUUGAACGAUUUUUUCCUCCAACACAUUUUCAAGGCCAUGGGUUUAAGUCAUAUCACCAUGUUCCCCACGGAUGAAAUGAAGAGUCAGCUCGCGUACAUGAACUCCCGCGCUCCGGACGGGAAGUUGAGUCUGAACAAGGAUGGGCAUCUGAAUCGACGGCCGCUGUACGCUACUACGCAGCAGGAGAUUGAGGCGACGUUCCAUGCUGGUGGGGCGGGGUGUUUCGCUAAACCUACGGAUUAUGCCCAGAUUAUUGCCAUGUUGUUGAAUGAUGGGGUGCAUGCGCCGACGGGAAAGAGGAUACUGAAGAAGGAGACUGUUGAUUUGAUGUUUACGAAUCAGAUUCCCGAUAUGCCGAACUUUGGGCGCCAGCCGAUCAAUCCGCCCAAACCACACCUUGCCAACGCCCUGGCCGAGCUGUAUCCUGAGCCGCACGACAUUCCACAGGGUUGGGGUCUGACGUUCUUCCUGCAUUUGAAAGAUUCGGCUGUUCAUAGCGAAGGAACGGGGUGGUGGGCCGGUCUCCCAAACUUGUUUUGGUACGCUGAUCGGAAGAGGGGGAUUGGAGGCAUGAUAGCCUCGCAGAUCAUUCCAUUCGGUGAUCUCAAGAUAUUGGGACUUUGGGCGAACAUUGAAGCUGGAUUGAACCAGAGUCUUGAGACUAAGUAAUCCGACCGUGCGCACAAGAAGAGAAGAAAGGACUGAAGGAGCUGACUGGAAGGAAAGUGAUGCCAUGAUAGGGUUUGUUGGGAGGAAAGGUCGGCUAUGAGUACUUUUUAGUGCUGGUCUCUUAGUAGCUUAGCCAGCAGCAUUGUAAGAUGAUGAGUAUCACUGGUGCGGGCUGCAAAUAAGUCCGAUCGCAUCUCAAGGCUUCUAUUUUCUGUCUGUAGAAUGGUGGUGCCCGC